GAAAGAACGAAAGCGCGGAGCGAGCUUCCGCAGCAGACAUUUUCGAAUCGGCGCCGCUAACUUUCCUGAUCCGCGAUACCGGCCGUCCGGUUCGUCAUCUCGUUUAGUCGUGCCCGAUCGUUCUUGCAUCUCGGCUGCUCUCUGCUCUUAUUCGUCUACGCGAACCACCACUUUUCGUCGUUUGCCCGCGCGGAAAAAGAAAAGCGAAAGAAAGCAAUCGUGUCUUUCAGCCCAAAGGCACAGUGGCGUAGCAGGCGUCAUGACUCACGAGCGAAUUCAGUGAGGGCGUGAAAUCGUAGAGAAGACUGGCGAAGAACGAGAGUCGAAACGCGCUGCGAUCAUUUUCUUUUCACGGUUCGCACGUUCGGCGAAAUUUACGAUCGAUCAGGACGGUUGGAAUUCAUCGUUAAUUCGCAUCGCGUUUUCUCUGUGGUGAAAAUUCACGCGAGCGAGAAUUCGUGAUUUGGCCGUGGAGGAUUCAACGAAGAGGAAGAGAAUCGAGAGAGCAUCGAUCAUUUCAAGCUUCGUCAUGUUGCUCCUGACCGUGACAGCGUGUCUGGUGAUCACGGUGCAGGCCGGAUGCCCUAUGAGACCGACCGCGGAACAAACUUCCGCAUCGAGGACCACGGGUGACGGUGGUUACAGGAUACUCGUUAGCGGGAAGGCCGACAAAUAUAUUCCCAACGCUGUUUACACGAUCAGUUUGCAAGGCUCGCAAACGCACGAGAGAUUGCAACAAUUCACGCAUUUCACUCUCUCCGUCAAUUCGCAACACGCGCCUAAUAAUCCUACGGCUCGAGUAGGAUACUUCCAACUGUUCCCCGAUGGUUUGACCACGUUCAACGAAGAUUGUGUCAAUACCAUCUCCGAAGCUUCAGAUUAUCCGAAGAACGAGGUCCAAGUGAUGUGGAGGGCACCGCCGUCAGGAUCGGGAUGCGUUAUCUUCACAGCCAUGGUCUUGGAGAAUAACGUGCGCUGGUACGCCGAGGAUGGAGCUUUGACCAAGACCUUCUGCGAGAUGGACUCAGCCGAGGUCGAGGCCUUGGACGGGGAGAAGUGUUGCGCCUGCGACGAGGCCAAGUAUUCGUUGAUAAUGGAGGGAAUCUGGUCGAACGUGACCCAUCCAAAGGACUUCCCGUUCUCCGUUUGGCUGACCCACUUCAGCGACUUGAUCGGUGCCUCGCAUGUGCCGAGCUUCUCCUUCUGGGGUAAGGAGCACAUAGCCACGGACGGCUUCCGCCAGUUGGCCGAGUGGGGCUCCGCGUCCGGCGUAGAGACCGAGCUCAGAGCUAAUUCUAACAAAUUAAGAACCCUCAUCAAAGCUGCUGGGCUGUGGUACCCGAACGUAAACAGCAAUACGACCACUAACUUCAGAGUGGACAGAAAACGUCCAAUGAUCUCCGUGGCUUCCAUGUUCGGACCGUCUCCGGACUGGGUGGUCGGCGUGAGCAAACUGAAUCUAUGCAGAAAAGAUUGCAGCUGGACGAAAAGCGAGAUAAUCGACCUGUACCCCUGGGACGCUGGCACCGACAAUGGAAUCUCGUACAUGUCGCCCAAUUCCGAGACGACGCCGCGCGAGAAGAUGAAACCGAUCACCACAUUGUACCCCGAAGACCCUAGAUCCCCUUUCUACGACCCCAGCGGAAGACCGAUGCUGCCGCUCGCCAGGCUGUACUUGACCAGGGAGAAGAUCAUUCCACGGGGCUGCGACGAGGAGGUUCUUCAGCAGCAGGUCGCUCAGCUCGAGAUAGCCGAGAACACCGAGGACACUGUCAGGCCCGAGUGUCAGACCACGGAGUACACGGCAUGGUCGAGCUGCUCGGUGAGCUGUGGCAAAGGAUUGAGAAUGCGUACCAGAUCGUAUUUGAUGCCCGAGAAGGCAGCCAUGUUCAAGUGCAACAGACAAUUGGUCUCCAAGGAGAUGUGCGUCUCCUCGAUCCCGGAAUGCUCAGGCGAGGAGGACACGGACGAUGGUGUUGGCUCGUUGAUCGGUGGCAAUAACGAUGCUUUCUGCGAAACAACCGAUUGGGGCCACUGGUCGGAGUGUUCCUCCACGUGUGGGGUGGGGAUGAAGCUGAGAACAAGGCGGUUCAAGGAUAGAAUGGGUCGUAAACGGUGUCCUCACGUAUCCCUGGUUGAGAAGGUGAAAUGCAUGGAGCCGCCUUGCUCGUCCGGUCUAGAGGAACAGAUCGAUCCUACUUGCAAGGUGACCGAUUGGUCGGAUUGGUCCCCGUGCAGCGCCUCGUGCGGAAAAGGUGUGAAAUUAAGAACCCGAUUGUUGAUGGUCGACCCGUCGAAACAGCAAGAGUGCUCCUCGAAGAUGGAACUGGUCCAACAACGGCCGUGCUUGGACCAGGCUGACUGCACCUUCGACAUGGCGACUGCGAAAGUGGUUUGCAUGGAGGAACCGAACGCUGGACCCUGCAGGGGAUAUUUCCAGAGAUGGGCGUUCGUUCCUCAAAAGUUGAUGUGCGUGCCGUUCGUGUACGGCGGUUGUCGUGGCAACAGGAACAACUUCUUAACGGCCGAGGAGUGCGACAAUACUUGUGGCAUUGUGCGAGCGAUUCUCAGCGGACAACCCUUCAACACAACCGACGCUCAACUCGCCCCAAUAUCGCCGGCUCUCCCACCUGUCCAUUGUGUCGUGAGUGGUUGGUCACCUUGGACACCUUGCAGCGUUUCUUGCGGGACAGGCCGUGUGACCAGUUUUCGCACGAUUCAGCAAGAGGCACGAAACGGAGGGAAUCCUUGUCCCAAGAAGCUUCAGCGUCGAUCCAGGUGUCAGCUGGCGCCAUGCGAAUAAUAAUUUUGAGAGAAAAAAAAUUCUUUUUCUUUUUUUUUUUUUUUUUAAUACGUUUAAAACGACGAA
Messenger RNA from Apis dorsata (giant honeybee), 2869 nucleotides. It is a transcript of the gene fat-spondin, whose product is annotated as spondin-1. Gene Ontology annotation, molecular function: serine-type endopeptidase inhibitor activity. The record is from RefSeq and is a predicted model, not a curated record. NCBI's taxonomy places the organism in Eukaryota, Metazoa, Arthropoda, Insecta, Hymenoptera, Apidae. The transcript has 13 exons. Bases 530 to 2803 code for a protein of 757 amino acids. Gene Ontology annotation, cellular component: extracellular matrix. Gene Ontology annotation, biological process: cell adhesion.